Molecule: messenger RNA, 3343 nt
Organism: Harpegnathos saltator (Jerdon's jumping ant)
Lineage: Eukaryota; Metazoa; Arthropoda; Insecta; Hymenoptera; Formicidae
Gene: Ctl1
Product: choline transporter-like protein 1
Exons: 12
Coding region: 1-2016 (671 amino acids)
Biological process (GO): transmembrane transport
Cellular component (GO): membrane
Molecular function (GO): transmembrane transporter activity
Source: RefSeq, a predicted model, not a curated record
AUGUCUUGUUGCACCGGUGACAAGAAUGAGGAUCGCGUCGAGCCGACGCGAGUACGAGGCUGCACCGACGUCUUCUGGCUCUGCAUCUUCAUAGCAUUCUGGUUUCUGAUGAUCUUGAUCGCAGCCUUUGCCAUAGUCUAUGGAAAUCCCUUACGCCUUAUAAAUGGAUAUGACAGUUUUGGAAAUACAUGUGGCAUGAAGAAUAAUCCAAAGUUUGGCAGCAUGGAGUUGUCUGGCCAAGAUACUAGUGAUAAGCCUUUCUUAUUCUUCUUGGAUAUAUAUAAUGUCACGCAAUCAUUAAAAAUCUGCGUGAAGCAAUGUCCCGACAGGACCCUCACGUCAAUGAAAGAUAUCUGUGAUUUUUAUGAAAAAACAGGAUCACAAUUGUGUCAUGAUAGACCUGGUAGUGAUUUUAGCGCAUGUAAUAGUGGCAGCAGUAAAUUCAAGAAUGGAUCUUGUCCAAAGCUGCCUGUUUACAGCAGUACGCCAGUGUUAAAUCGCUGUAUCCCUAAAGCAAUUCAAGAUGUGGGUGAAACAAUAAUCUCCAAUUUAUAUGGCUUGAUCAAUUCAUGGGACGUUAUUGAACAAGUUUUGGGAGAUUUGUAUAAAACUUGGAGGGAGAUUCUUGCACUGUCUUUUCUAGCAUUUGUUUUAUCACUUUUUAUGAUAGCCAUCUUUCAUUUACUGGCGAGUAUCGUAACAUGGAUUGUAAUGGUACUUGUAACCAUCACUUGCAUAGGUGGUACUGUACUUUUAUGGUGGACAUAUAUAGACAUUAAAAGAACUUUAGAUAAGACAGACCCAAACCAACUCUUGGAAGAAUCUGUCAGAAAUGAAAGAGCAUUCCUUGCAUUUUCCAUUAUUGCUACUGUUAUCACUAUUAUCUUAUUGUUCCUUUCAUGCAUAUUACGCAAACGCAUAAGUUUUAUGGCAGCAUUGUUUAAAGAGAGCGCAAAAUGUCUAGCAGAAUUACCUGGCCUGUUUUUCCAGCCGUUUUUAACGUUCGUUGCUUUAAUACUGUUCUUUGUCUUUUGGGUAGCUGUUAUUCUAUGUCUCGCAACAGCCAAUUAUCCGGAAACUAAAUCAGUGCAAAUGUACGAAAACAACAUAUUUGAGCCUUUAAAUUUAAGCUCGGUCGGUGAAAAUAGCUUGUUAAUCGAGGAGAAGAAGAUUGAUUUUUCCCUUGAUAGUUUUAAAACGUUCACACUUGUGGAGUACGUCGAUGCAACGUGGGUGAAAUACAUGUGGUGGGUGUAUCUCAUAGGAUUAAUAUGGGUUUCGGAAUUCAUUGUUGGAUGUCAAGUUAUGGUGAUAUCAGGAGCCGUCGCGCACUGGUAUUUCAGAGGUAAAGAUGCCAGUGCAUCACCAGUAUGUUCAUCCAUGGGACACUUAGUCUGCUAUCACUUGGGCUCUGUAGCAUGUGGCUCAUUUUUGAUAACGAUCUUCAAAUUGCCUAGAUUGAUUUUAACGUAUUUGCAUGCCAAGUUUGAGAAGACUAAAGAAACGUCUCCAUGCUCACAGUGCGGUUUAAAGUUUUGCAUUUGCUGUUUCUAUUGUUUAGAAAAAUUUAUCCGAUAUAUGAAUCAGAAUGCAUAUACUGUCGUCGCUAUAGAGGGCACCCAUUUUUGCAAUGCUGCGAAAAUAGCCUUUACGACACUUGUUAAUAACGCUUUGCAAAUAGCAGUAAUCAACGGAUUCGGCGACUUUAUAUUGUUUCUGGGAAAAUGUUUUGUCACGGCGGCGACUGGUAGUAUCGGAUUAAUUUUUAUGAAACAAGAUCCGAGGUUACACUUCUAUGCCGCUCCGAUCUUUGUAACUUGUGUUUUCUCAUUUUUCAUCGCCCAUUGUAUAAUUUCUCUUUACGAAACCGUCAUCGACACGUUAUUUUUAUGCAUAUGUGAAGACAAGAACUUGAAUGGUGAGAAUGGGAAGUGGCGACAAUCUGCAUUAGCACAAUUUGGGAAUAGCAGCAACAAUGCAAAUGGACAACACGAAUUGUCACCGAUGAACGAAUAAGUAUUUAAUAUUUAAACAUCUUUUCUAGUAGUCUUUUUAUACACGUAUUCUUUUUAAUAAUACCAGAAUACUUAUAUUCAUAUACACUCAUAUACACAUAUAUUCUUACCACCUCGCAUAUUUAAUUAGACUAAUUAUAUUUAAUGAGACUAAUUUAGAGACUAAUGGAAAUGCAUUCCUUUCGACUUUCAUGUACAAUAUCUAUAAUUACGCUACAUACAAACACCAUUUUACACAAUUUUACACAAAUCUGCUGGAAAAGUUAUUUUUAUAAUAGCUAGAAAUAUUCAAAAUGUAGAAUUAUGCGAAGGUAUGCUAAUCUGUUUUUAAAACGUAUUUUUAACGUGCAUGUGAAAAACAAAGGUAAUGCAAGAUAUUGCUUUUAUAGCAUCGUGUAUAAUCAUAUAAUAUCAUAACUCUUUUGUGGUAUUUAAAUACGGAUGCUCGUUCGUCCAAAGCACAAGUCCUUUUUAUAUGCCAUUACUAGAGUUUAUUUAAACUGAUUUAUUAUCGCACUUUUUACUAUAGCAAGGAAGAUAUUUUAGUAAUUGUAAUUUAUCGCGAUUUUUUGAGAAACGCUUGACACGCAAAGGUUUGGCACGCAAAGGCGACUUGGUAAUAGAAGAAAAUUGAUUAUAUUUUGUAAUUAUUUGUAUGUUUACAAAAAAUAUCUCUGAAUUGAAAUCCAUAUAGUAUUACACCAGUGGUGCGAUUCUUUAAUUCGUUAUUGGAAUUAACGACAGUUUCGUUAACUCCAAUAACGAGUUACAGAAUCGCAUCACUGGGGCUGUAUUCCGUACCAUAUCGACAAUUGUCGGUGUCGUUAGCGGCAUUGCGCAGGUUUUUCAUAUAACAAAAAAGCUGCGCAAUACUGCUAACGACGCUGACAACUGUCGAUAUGCAGGUACGGAAUACAGCCCCAGUAGUAUACCAAUUAUUCAUACAUUUCGAGAUACGCGAUCUACGAGGAUAAUCCCAGAAGUACCCGACCUGACGUAUAGAUGGCGGUUGUUGUUUGAAAAGAAUGACUAUGGUAGAAAGUACCAAUCUUAUAAAGCUUAAGUUUGAAGUUUGACGACGCUACGUUGUUUAGUAUUUGUUCGGCAGCCAUCAUUAGUGAAUGUUCUCAGUGAAUUUGUAAACAUGGACAAAAUUGGUUAUCGUUAUAUGAUACAAUACUUUCAUUUGAAAGGCCUCGGUCCAACCAAUAUCAAAUUGGAGCUAGAUUCUACUCUGGGGGAGUCUGCUCCUUCGUUUACAACAGUAAAAUAUUGGGUGGCAGAGUUUAAACGAGGCCGUACGAGCUGCCAAGACGAACAUCGCAGUG